GGGCCACGGCCAUCCUUCCUAUCCUAGCGUGAAUGUAACGCGAAAAAACUUCAGCUCUCUCGUUUGGAGCCGGACCCACAGACCACAGUCGACAAUUAUCUCUUUUCUUCUGCGCUCUCCUCCCUACAUCAAUUGCUAUUCAUUAUUUCUACCACCAGAGUGACUGCGCUGGGAGAUACAGAGUUUGGCGUUUCGCUUUCGGAAGUCGCAGAGAAGAUCGGACGGUUGACGGAAGAAAGAAAAGAGAGGCGGAUACGAGAUAUGUCGGCUACCGGCGGCGGCGGGCAGGAGGAAGACAAGAAGCCCGGGGAUCAGGGAGGUCACAUCAACCUCAAAGUCAAGGGCCAGCUAGGAAAAGAAGAAGAAAAAAACUAGUUGCCAGGAAACAAGUAGUGAUUUUGAAAUCAGGAUAUAUGGGAUGUUGUUCUGUUCACUGCUAGAUAAAUUGGUGGCUGCGACUGCAUCUUUGAUCCUCCAGAUGAAAUGGGUUGCUUGCUUUUAUCUUAACUUGGUACUUGGGUGAUUUGGCAUUCUGCUUGUAUUCAGUACUUUCCAACUAGCUCCUACCUUGUUGGUGUUUUCUGUUUUUAUUUACCUAACAAUGUCUUGAUUUUGCAGGAUGGGAACGAGGUGUUCUUCAGGAUCAAGCGCAGCACCCAGCUUCGCAAAUUGAUGACAGCAUACUGCGAUAGACAGUCGGUGGACCUCAACUCCAUCGCGUUCCUGUUCGAUGGUCGUAGGCUGCGUGUCGACCAGACCCCAGACGAGGUGCUUGAAAUGGAAGAUGGAGAUGAAAUUGAUGCAAUGCUGCACCAGACGGGUGGUUUCCGAGGAUGGCUUUAACUUGUACGUAGUAGUAGUAAGGGACGGGGAUUAUUAUAUGCCUUGAGAGAGCUGAUGGACAUCGAAACUGGAAGUUUGGUUCUGUUCUAACAAUACGCUGGAUUUUGUAAUAGUUUCAAAGAGUCGUGUGAUUACGCUUCUGUUGUUUCCUGCUGUUUCCGAUGUUAUGGCCAUGCUUUCUACCAAAUCAAGCAAUGAUUUUGUGUGCGGUCUCGCAGUGGUCAUAGUAUUCUGAGAGGACAAAAC
Linum tenue is the source of this 1089-nucleotide messenger RNA. Lineage: Eukaryota; Viridiplantae; Streptophyta; Magnoliopsida; Malpighiales; Linaceae. The record is from the annotation of a GenBank genome assembly.